UAUAAUAUCGGCACUUGUUCUCCUAGUGACCUUAUUAGUCCUAGUGUUAUUAUGUUCUAUAAACCUUGCUUGCAAAAAAUGUAUUGUGCUUGAUUACGCUGUAAAUAUUUUGGAUGAUUUGGAAUAUAAAUAAGAGGUUCGUUGCAUUCUGCAUUUAAACCAGAAUUAUUGUCUUUUGUAGUUUAUUAUCUAGACAUUUCCAGUAUGAAGGUCACUUUUGUGUUACUAGUUUUUAUCUCUUGUGUAAAUAUGAUAUAUUCUCGACCAAAUAUUUUUAAAUUCAAAGAUGCCAAAAGAAUCCAUGCCGAAUGUCAAGCAAACCCCGAAUCACAUGUCAAUGAGUACCUGGAACAGCUUCAAGAAUUGGAACCGAUUGUGGUUCCGAAUAUGGCGAGGCAUACCCUUUGUACGAGCAUAAAGGCUGGACUUCAAUACGAAAACGGCGAUAUUGCAGUUGAGAGAUUAAGAAGCGACUUGGAAGAAGUUUCAAACGACGAAGCUAAAAUUAAAGAAAUUGUUGAUACCUGCGGCGUGCGAGCACCGGGAAGCCCUGAAGAUGCAGCUAUGGCUUUUGGUAAAUGUCUAUGCAGUCAUUGGUCUCAACAUGCAUUAUGUGUGUGCAGCACAUAGUAAAAGGAAAAAACAUUUUUUUUGUAUAUAAAUUUAUAUUAAUAAAUUCAUGGUAUUUUGCUA
This is a messenger RNA of Diabrotica virgifera virgifera (western corn rootworm), 693 nucleotides long. RefSeq lists its product as uncharacterized. The coding region runs from base 205 to 630 and encodes 141 amino acids. Lineage: Eukaryota; Metazoa; Arthropoda; Insecta; Coleoptera; Chrysomelidae. The record is from RefSeq and is a predicted model, not a curated record. Gene Ontology annotation, molecular function: odorant binding. The transcript is spliced from 2 exons.